GUAUCAGGAAAAUUUAGGAAACCAUUUUGGGAAGCUUAUCUUUAUUUUUUCUUCUUUUUCUUUUGUCAUUUUCUCAAUAGAGAUGGAGAGAAACGGCCAGUAAAUGUAGAGAAGAGAAGCAGGGGACCAGAGGAACACUUUGGUUCAAGCUUUUGCUUGAUUUCGCCAGGGAACUUUUUAGCAACUAGGGGUUAUAAUCAUGAAGCUAUACAAUGGUUUGGACGCGCAGCGUCUCAUGAAGAUGCUGAAGGACACGCUGAUGAAAGAACAGGAACAGUGGAAACCAGUGCAUUAUAAAUCAAAUACCGGGGCUUCUGAAACUGGUGGAAUACAUCGUGAUGAAGUUGUCAGCUGGUUAAUUUGUUUGAACAGACGUUUCCACUUUACUCCAGAAACUGUGGCCCUCGGUGUGGCCCUUACAGACCGCUUCCUGUCUCUGGUAAAGGUUCGUCCAAAGUACAUUCAGUGUGUGGCUAUCAGCUGUUUCUAUGUUGCUGCCAAAACAUUGGAAGAAGAUGAGGUAAUACCCAGUGCAGUGGAUCUUGUGAAGACGAGUCAGUGCGGAUGUGCCGUGUCCGACAUUCUCCGCAUGGAAAUGAUUGUACUUAACAAGUUACAAUGGAGCGUUAAAACCGUCACACAGAUAGACUUCCUUCAUAUUAUCCACUCGUUGCUGAUGUGUUACUACCCCCAGUUGCUAGAGGGCGUGGUGAACAUGACACCAUCGCGACACCUGUCAAUCCUGUCUCGGAACGUAUUCCACUGCCUGUGUAACCACAAGAUGGUCGGCUUCCGACCUAUUACUCUCACGCUGGCCAUAAUCAGUUUAGAACUUGAACAGAUUACGCAAGCAUGGCUCUCCAUUAUCAACACAGUGCAGAAGAUGGCGGAUGUGGAGAUUGACUCUCUCAUUCGUUGUCGAGAAAUUGCUGCUCAAAUCCUCAAAGACAAGAACAUGCUACCUACAGGGUACCAGUUUAAAACUAAUCCAGUCGCUACAUGUGGUACCAUAGCAAGAUCAAGAUCAUUUAAGCGAAAGGUGGACCUUGUCGAUCUUGAGGAAGAGGUUUACGAUGGAAUAAAACGUCUGUAUAAUGAGGAUCAGGGCGGUUCUGAAAUAGGACUUGACGAUGAAGCGUCGGUGUUUACAAAAGCUAAUCCUGUCCGUGCCAAUUAACUCAUAAUUUUUCAUCCGUGUAAAUGGUUUCGUCAAUACAUUUUCAUCGUACACAGCCAAAAGGUGUAAAAUUAGUGUAAUGUCAGACUAAUAUGUGUUAUUGGGACUGUCAAGUGUGUAGAUUUAGUUGUUUUCAUUCCAUAUUUGGAGAAUUAUAGAUAAUUGAAGGUAUAGAAUGUAGAGAUGUGUUUUUGAUGUUGGAAAGAUAUGUCAGAAAACCAUUUAUGCCUGAAUGUUAUUCUUUGAGAAAAUGAAUUUUCGUAAACAUACUAAAAGAUUUUGAAUUAAUAAACGUUUUAUAAUGUUUUUUUUAACUCAUUGGCUUCUUUUCUGUUCUUGGUUUUCUUUUUUGUUGAAUGUUAUGAUAGACUGUGAUAGAUUUUAUAGAUUUUGUUUUAAUAUAUUAAUUAUUGUUGGGAAGGGCAAUAAAGUUAAGUAUUGAACUGUUGAUCUUUGUGUAUGUCUUUUUACGCAUAACUUCUCUCUUAUAUCAUUUUAAUUUCUUUUAUUUCCUAACUUUCAUUUCUUAAUGGAUAGAAAAGAAGCCUUUUUGAUGUUUUAGUUAAACAGCAAAAAAAAAAAACAUAGCUGGUUUAAAAAAAAAAGUUGGGUGCUUUGCAACAUUUUAAGUAUUUAAGAAUCAUUUUGAUAAAUACAUGAAGUUGAAAUAUAUCUGCUAAAGCAUUGUGCUAAGGUAUUAUUUAAAAUGGACCUGGUAAUUUAAGUUAUUAAAUUUUUAAAGAUUGAACAGAAUUUAUAGUUGAAAAUAUAAGCACAUGGUGGAUACAGUUGCUUAGACGAAUGUAAGCUUAUUCUGAAUUUUAAAAAAUUGCAAAAUAUUUUUUAAGUUGUGUAGAACAUUUGUUUUGAAUUCAUAAUUGAUUGAUAGUAAGAGGCUGAUGCUAAAUGUUGCAGAGUGACUCUGUGGAUUUUAUAUUGGGUUAUUCUGAUUACGUCAGAUAUUAAUUUGAAUAGUGAGGGUGAAAACUGUUUUUUUUUUAAAAAAAACAAUCUUGAAAUUAUGUAACCUUCUUGUAAAUGGUUUGAAUUGGUAUUGGAUUUUGUUAGUAGUGAUAAUGGUUUGAUUGACGCAAGCUGAAGUAUAAGAGGGCGGAAACAGUUACUUUAUUUGGGGUUUAGUUGUCUCCGGGGAUGGAGAGUAAUGAUUAAUGUCGUACAUUUUGGUACAAUUUCAGAAAAAAAGCCACCAUUUUGUUGUAUUUGGUAGUUUAUAUUCUAAUGAUAAAACUUACUGAAAAUUUGGAAUUAGGCACCAUGUUUUUAAAGAAAAAAAAAAUGAUCUCCACAAAAAAUAUAAAUAUUCCAUAAAACAGGGGGCUUAAUUCCAAAGAAAAAAAGUUUAUAAAAGCAAAAUUCUGAAAAAAGAAAAAAAAAAUGUUGAAAUGCAAGAAAAAAAAAUCUCUGUAUUUUACCAUUGAUUAUAUAAAUAUAUAUAUUAUAUCAAUAACAUGUUGUAAUUAAGUGUGUAUGUUUUCAUCAUCUUUUUAACAAAGGCAAAGAAACCUUUUUUAAAGUGCUAUUCAUUUUAAAGUAGAACUGUCUGGUUCUUUAUCAUGUAUUUCACUUGAAUUAUACUUGACCUGUUUUAUUAUUAUUUCAGCAAGUAGACAAAUGAAUAAAUGCGAAAUUUCUUUUAAUAUUGUAACUUAGUAUUUUAAAACUGUGCCAAACAGAUGUACCAGAAGACCUUUUAAGGAAUUAAUCAAGAAACACAAAAGGAACAAAAGUUGCAAUCCUUUAUCUGCUAAAGUGUACAAACUGGGGAACUUUGUUAAAGUUAUAUUGUCAAUUUUCAUUGUUGUAAACUUGAACUUCACUGAACUUUGUUUAAUAUGAGACUCUGGUGCGAUGCUUGGUACAGUGGUAUUUUAAUCUCGGAACAAUAUUUAGUUUUUAUGAAAACAGAUGUAAAUUUAUUGUUGUUAUAUAUGUACAGGUAUAGUGUUUUGAAUGUACAGGUAUGUUAUGAUGUAACUUUUCAAGGGCAGAUAUAUUAACGUGAGCCUGUUACAAAUACACUAGUGUAAAUAUUUUAUCCACUGUAAAUAUCUGUACAUAAAUGUAACAAAAUACGAGUACCGGUAUUUUUUCAUGAGAUUUCAAUUUUCAUAUAAGUGAACAAGCAUUAAAAUUCAUGUGAGGUGAGAGUUUUGCAUGUUCAUAUUAAAUACCCAUUGUAAAUGCACCCAUUAUAAACUUUCUGUAAUAAAACAUUCAUUAUAAGUUGGUAUCCAUGUCUCAAAUACCAAUACAUGCUACAUUUUUUGCAUAGGUUGGUAAGCAGUUGUCAAUUUUGUACAUAUUUUGCCUUCAUUGGUAAAGAUAAUACACAAGUAACUGUAAAAGUUAGGUCUAAAGUGAUGAAGUGUCCAAGAAUAAUACUGUUCUGUAUGAACCAAAACUUGCAUAAUCUUCUUUUUUGAUAGGUAUUUCAAAAAAAGAAUCAAAACUGCAUUAAAUAGGAAGAAAGCUGAAACAACGAAUAAAUUGAGAGGAAGUUAGAAUUGUUUGAAAGAAAGUAAGAGAGAAGAGUAAACGAAAAAAGAAUUGUGAAGCUGUUAUAGCUCAGGGAUCUACUUGUAUUUUAUUCCAGUAAAAUGUUAAUCUCAACUAUAGAUCAAUAGAUGGGCAUGAUUGUACACAUAAGUUGCGCCAUGAACACCAAUUCGGCCUGAUUUUCAAUCAUUUCAGUCAGGCUAGUUGUACACACAUCAAUUCAGUUUAUCUGCGAGACGUGCUGAACAGCCCGAUUGAAACAUCAUGGUUAAUUUCAGUGUACCGAUCACAUGCAAUGGAUAUCCCUGUGUGGUAUGAAUCAAGUCCAUCUUUUAUGUCUUUUCAUUUUUUUUCUGAACAAGCUGAGAGAAAGUUAGAAAUGUUUUAUGUUACUGAUAGCACUGCUUUACAUUUUGUACUGUAUUUUUUCAGUUUUGAUUUUUAAUGUUACAAAGUUCAUAGAGUAACAGAAAAUGUACAAAUGUGUGAAAGUCUUAACGCUUGGCGAUCUUUGCAGUAAUUGAACUGAUUACUAGAAUUACUCUACAAUUAAAACUGUGUAAUUGCAACAGUGAGUUGGAGUGUGAUUUAAAGGAUUGGACAUGAGAUGACAACUGGUAGUUGCCUAGCAGUUACCUAGUUUCAUUUGCUUUAUUAGUUGUUUGCCUUUCAAGCAAAUCUGCAUACAGGGAAAAACUGUGAAAUGUAAGUUGAUGAUUGUGUUUAUAGAUAAACUAGGGUGCAUUAAACAAGAGUGUAUGUAUAUAUCCUUGCUGAACUCAGUAAUAAGCAGAUGUUUACACAGUUUUAAGCAUUCACAGCAAGACUUUCCUCAGCUGAUUUUUAUUUUUCAAUGAGAGUGAGCUCUAGUAUUUUAUUAUUGUCAAAAUUUGUUUGUGCCAUCUUAAGUUUUAACAACCGUGGUACGGUCAUUAUUGAAAAUUGUUAAGAUUUAAGUUCUAAAUUUGUUAUGUAUUUAAGUAUUGUAGAGUCAGUGUGCAAUAACAAAUAAAGUGGACCAACUGAAAAGUUGUAACUUUUUUUCUGGCAGUUAGUUUUAUGAAAUCCGAGAGUGUAUUAUAGCUAAAGUGCAAACAUGUUGAACCUUUUGAACCACUUUUAAGGUCUGGAGUUUGGAACAAAAAAAGUAAUGUUAACAAAGAACUCGAAUUUUUUCACUGGAUUUAAAUGGUUUAUUUUCUUAUUGUAUUUGGAUAUAUAUGGUAAAUAAGAUUGUAGUUAAUAUAAAAAAUGAAGAAAGACUAUUUUGUAUGUGCUUAGCUGUUUGUUGUACGUGGGCAUUAAAUAGCAUCUAAAAUGUGUUGGUCUUGCAAGCUUCCAAUUUGUAGCUUAUUGUAUGCCUUUUUGUAAAAGUGUUUUGUGGGUGAAGAUUUUCUUUAAUAUGUACAAGGUUAAAAUCGCAGGGGAAACAUGUAGUAGUUUGACUUAAAUGAUAAAUAUACACAAUCUAAAAAUAGUAUGUUUGAGAUGUUCUUGGGAAAGUGAACAUCAGUUUUUUUAAAUGUUCACCCUGUUAAUGCAAAAAUCUUUAUUCUGCUGAUAUUAGUACAAUUCUAAUGUUUUCUUGCACUGACAGGAUAUCAUGUUAAAUAUAUAUGCUGUGCUGGUGUUUGUGCACUAACAGGAUGUAGGGUAGCAAUAAUUCACUUGGAAACUUGAUGGCUCAAAUGGUUUGUCUGCAGUUUUAGUGUGUGUAUUGAAAUGGUAGUUAAAAUCAAGGAAAAAAUGUCAAAAGGCUAUUGUUAAUUGGUAAUAUCGAGAUAUGUACAUGUAUAUCUGGUCAGUGUGCACUAGUUGAAUUUUAUGAAACAUGUGGAGAGCUUAAAACAAAACUGGUGUAUCUAUAUUUGGGAUAAUUGAUGUAGAUACAAGCGUUUAUCAUUCCAACAUGAUGUCAAUUAUGUCACGAAUGACCCCUGUUUAAUAUGUCUAACAGAAGCGUAAUCAAAGUAAAAAAAAUGAUGAGAUUCUAUUACUUUUAUGACAGUUCUAUUAAUAGUAUAAUUGUGCUAUUAAUAGAAUAAACUGUUUAUAAUGUAAAGAAUAUUACUGUUUAUAUGGUGUUUUUGCAUUUAAUUAAUGUUACACGAGAGAACAGACAUUUUCUGAAAUGUGUGUAAGCUGAUUAUUUAGAUCUGAUUCUGAGUAUUAUGAAAGCAUUCCAAAUAAUGAUAAAAUGAAAGUUGCAUCCUCCGUAAAACAACACUAUUUGGAAGAUAAAAAAAUAAAUUUAUUUUUUUAUUAGUAAGUCAAGAAAUUAUGCCAGGUGGAAAGAAUUAUCUGCCUUGCUAAGGAGGUCUUUUUUAGCUAGAGGUGAUUGACCUAGGACCAUCUUGGCCCUCUUGUUUUAGCUAGAGUUGUUGUUAGCAAAGGGUACUCUGUUUUUAAUCACCUGUUAGAUAUUUGUUAAAUUUAAUUAUAUUUGACUUCUACAAUGAUAUAAAAGGUUAAAUCUAAUUAACACCAGUCAUAUAGAUAUUAUGUCAGCAUUUGUUAGCAUGUUAAAGAUUUUAUUUAACUUGGAAAUAAAAUGUAACCCAAAGUAGAUUAUUUAGUGGUAUAUUGUAUGUCACAGUAGUUUUCAUUUAUUUAGCAAAGCCAUUGUCUUGCUCUUCACUGCUGAAGGCAGGGCAUUGAAGUAAAUAUUGUUUUGUUGGAGAUAUUUAGCAGUAGAAUAUGUAUGUAAAAGGAUUACAUUAUAAUACAUUUAAGUUGUUAACGAUUCUUUUUGAAAUGUUAUACAUCCUAUUUUACCAUUGUCAAAAUAAAUAUUUUUUAUUUGGUGGCAAA
Messenger RNA from Mercenaria mercenaria, 6505 nucleotides. RefSeq names its product cyclin-I-like. Lineage: Eukaryota; Metazoa; Mollusca; Bivalvia; Venerida; Veneridae. The record is from RefSeq and is a predicted model, not a curated record. The transcript has 7 exons. Gene Ontology annotation, molecular function: cyclin-dependent protein serine/threonine kinase regulator activity. Gene Ontology annotation, cellular component: cyclin-dependent protein kinase holoenzyme complex; cytoplasm; nucleus. The coding region runs from base 200 to 1177 and encodes 325 amino acids. Gene Ontology annotation, biological process: mitotic cell cycle phase transition; regulation of cyclin-dependent protein serine/threonine kinase activity.